This is a messenger RNA of Osmia bicornis bicornis, 4206 nucleotides long. RefSeq lists its product as uncharacterized. Gene Ontology annotation, biological process: organelle organization. The coding region runs from base 200 to 3181 and encodes 993 amino acids. Gene Ontology annotation, cellular component: cytoplasm. The transcript is spliced from 3 exons. Lineage: Eukaryota; Metazoa; Arthropoda; Insecta; Hymenoptera; Megachilidae. The record is from RefSeq and is a predicted model, not a curated record.
UAGGCGUGCUAGAAUAGCAGGACGUGUUACUCCAAGUGUUGAAUAGAUCCAUUAAAUAGUUUAGAGAUAGAUAGAACUGCCAUUGAGUGUACAGCCCACAUUAAUUGCCUGCUGUCAGAGUACUGGUAAUCUUCUAGUAGCCUCAGGAAAUAGUGCCAUUCUACAUGAAUUCAAAAUUGAAACACAGCAAGUAUCAAAGAUGAAAUUUAUAGAUUUUGAAGCCAGACCAUGGUCUUUAGGAUUCUCAUUUUCCCCUACUCAUAUGGAAAUUGUUGAAGAUUUUAUAUCAGUUACGGAUAAAUCAAAUUUAUGCGUUUUUCGAUUGACCAAUUCAAUGUACGAAGACAUUGAUCAAUUGAGUUCUUUAACUUCUACAAAUUCUUCAUCCAUUGAUAAAACUUCUAUAUCUACCGAUUCCUCGCUCGUGGAAAAUAGCAAUAAUAUGGGAAAUCAAGAUGACAGUACAAUACUGCAAGCAACAAAUUCAAAAGGUAAAAUAUCUGUCCAAGAUCUUUACUGUACUGUAUCAGAAAACAAUGAUUCAUUGGGAGCAACUACAAAAUCCAAAAGUAAGAGGCAUAAGAAUUCUAAAGCAAAUAUAUGGAGCAAAUUGGAAACAGGAGACCUGAAAAAAAUAAAAUCUAAUAAUAACGAAAGUAUCAUAGAUUUGGAUCGUUUAAUGUACAAUGAAAAAGAUGAGUUGCAAAGAUUAAUUGAUCAAGAAAUUAUAGAUGGGAGUUCACAACCACUGACUGUCAAUUUACCAUCUAUAAGUCUGGAAAGAGCAGGACCUGGACAUACUUUAAGCCCUUUUAUAUUAAAUCCAUCAGAUAUAAAGAUCAUAAUCAAAACGAAUUCUCCUGAUUUAGGAUGGUCAGAAAAUUAUAUGAUAAAGAACUUGUUGUCUCUUAAAAUAAUGGCAGCUAAUAAUAACUCUAAAUUUGAUGGAAAUUGUGAACUGUUCAGUUGUUCUUUGCUAAAACCAUUGUACAUGAAAAAAGAGUGCAAUAAUUCUUGCGUAAAAAAAUCGAUUCUCAGAUCAGACAAGUACACGCAUUUGCAGGGUGUAAGUUGUUUAUUAUGUACACUUCAAGAAGGAUAUCUUUAUCAUUUCUCUGCAACUAGUUCAAAUCCUACAGAUGCAACUUGUUUAACUACAUAUCCAUUUACUGCACCUGUUAAUCAUAUUGCACUGGAACACACUGCUUUACAUGCAUUAACCGAAGCUGGUCUCGAGUCUUACACAUUACGUAUAUCCCAUCAUAUCGCAAGAACAUUGAAUAACAUCGAUAAUAUAAAAAUAACAUGCCCUAGUGUCUCUGAGCCUGUUUGUUUGAUCGGUUUACGACCAUUCCUAGGGAUACAACAAUUACUACAUAGCAAAAACUACUUGAUUCUCUUAGCCAGAGCUGACAAUUCUUGGACUUUAUACUCUCUAAUUUUACCUAAGCUGGAAAACUUAUAUUACGAUAUUUUAAAUGUAGCAAGAAGUCACAAAUCUUCCAGUCCAAGCACCUACAGACAUUUAUUAGGCGAGGCUCAUGCUUUAAUACGUUUAGCAAAAGAUGCUGCAUAUAAUUGCUCAGACAUUAACGAAUUCGAUGAUAGCGUUAAUAAAAAUGGACUGAAAUUGAGGAAUUUAUAUAAUCAAUCGUGUGCCCUACUUGGAGAUUAUUAUAUUCGUUCCGAGUACGAGUCAGAUUGGGAUCUUUGCAUACCUUAUUACAAAAUGUCGGGACUAAAACCUACAGAAGUGUUAUCUAGAAAGUCGAGUCAAGAUGCACCGGGUCUUGUUACAUUUCUAACGGAUGUCCUUCUAACGAUGAAAAGUGGCUCAGAAGCUGAUGCUUUGUUCCAAGGAUAUAAUAUUGUAGAAAUCAUUUGUAAAUUGAAGAAACUAGACCUGCUUAAAUUGAUCUUCAGUAGUCCUGUAUUACGGGAAUAUACUACAGAGAAGCUGAUACAUAUUUUACUGUUGUACGAAACAGACGAGUUAAUCAAGUUAGCUUUGGCAUUGUUGCAUAUACAAGCUGAGAAACAAGAACAGGCAGAAAAAAUACUCGAACCAGUUUCGGCGCUAUGUAUUAAAAGAAUAGUCGUAGAACAUUGGGACUUAUUAUUUGAUAUGACUGCGAUGAAGAAGAGAAGCCCGAUGAUUCCAACGUUCUCCGACUUUGCGGGGAUGUUGAUGCGCCAGAAGAAUUCAACUUUCGCUGAAAUUUUAAUACAGAUAAUAGAAGAUGAUGGAAUUUUAUCUCUUCAUCAAAUUAUACAGGUGUUUUUAGAAUAUUUACCGUCAAGGGUUGGAAGAGAUGGACACAAUGCGGCCAUGACCUUACAAGUUUUCCUCGAGAGAUAUCUUCAUAAUUAUUUCAGUACAAAGUUGAUCACCGACUCGUCUGUCAUAAGUAAAAAUCAAAUACGCACGGAUUUUGCUUUGAUAGAAGCGUUUAAGUUAUUAGUAAGAUCGUACUUAGGCAAAUUAACUCAAACCAAAGUGUACAAAUUAGAAAGUAAAGAUAAUAACGUACAGGAAAGCUAUGAUAAUUUCAUGUUCGCAAAAUUCAGACCUCAUUAUCUGAACGGAAUGCCACCGUAUGCGACUGAUUAUCAAAAGGUGUUGAACAUGUGUGAUCUAAAGGAUUUCAUUAAUAUCGAUAAGACUGACACUGAGAAAACUGUACCCACGGAAUUGUUUAAGUUGCAGUCUAUAUUAUCCUGCGAUUUUAUACCAAAUGAAUGCUUAUACGAAGUCAAGCAGUUCCUCGAAACACAAGAAAUUGAUGGUAGCUUAUCUUUGAAAACAUUGUGUAUCAAAAAUACGGAAGAAGUAACAGCUCUUCUAAUGGAGAAAUGUCCUCAAGCAGUUGUACAAUAUGCAAAGGAUAUGUAUACCAAAGACACCGAAUGGAAAUAUUUAAUCGAGUUAACGCAGAAUAAAAUUUCUGCAUCGGUCACGCGGCAAGAGUUGCAUUGUUUGUAUACACAAAUAAUGAAAGCAAUCCUAAAUUAUCUGCCGCAUACAUUAUCUUUAAAAAGUCUUCAUCGUGUUUUGCCGAAAGAUGACGUAAUAGCAUUUCAGAAAUGCAGUGAAAUGUGUAAUCAAAUUAUGCACGCGGAACAUGUUAAAUCUUUGAUAAUGGAAACUGGACAGCAACUGUUAUCAACUUUAAAAUUGUGAAUAGCAAUUUCAGCGAAUUAAUUAUAUAUCGUCGUUUGACGAUGACAUAGGUCCAAUUUACAUACUUCAGUUGGGAAAGGAAACCGUAUGACUCAAGUGCAACAGAAAGUUUUGUUGCAUAUAAAUUAUGUAGGAGAAAUAGAAUUGAAACAAGUAAUAUUUAGUCGAAUUUGUUGAGAACAAUAAUUCUACAUGUGAUACGAUUUUCGCGAAGUCUUAAUUAAUCCGCUUAAAGUUACUUGACAUUGAAUAUAACUACUGAACCCAAUUCUAUAAAAUAGAGCCAUUUCUUCUCGCAGAGCAUAUACUUCAAUUCCUGGAUAACUUUUUUAUCAAUUUUACUUUCGUGAUCAAAUUUAUAAAUAAUUACUGUCAAAUUCACAAUUACCGCGAUACAUCUUGGCUAUUUUAUUUAGAUCCAAUUAAUUAAAGCACAUAAAUUAUAUCAAAAAAUGUCAAAAAUUUAAGACAAAUACUAUAGAUAAAAUUAAUUCACCUAUAACUGAUUGUUGAAAUGUUCUAUAUAGAUAUAUAUUGUAUUAUGUCUAGACGUAUGUUAUCUUACCCUUAACCGAUGAAAUAGUUGAAUCAUAGUUAAUAAAAAUUUAUACAGAAUCGAGCAUAUACAGAUAGAUAUUCAAAUUUUGCAGUGUUAUACAUACAGGUAUUUAACAUAAUAGAUUGCUUUCUACUCUGAACCAAGAAAUUCUGUAACGAUAAUUACAUAUUUUUGACUGUUGGUUGAAUAUUUCUAAAAAUCUGCUGAAGAUUGUUUAUAUUUUAAUCAUUAAGGGCAGGAUGGCAUGUGUUUAGAAAAACACAUAUUACUAAGAUAGUUACUUUUUAUUAUAUUCGUUGAUCUUACGAUGUAGUAUUUUCAUCACUUUCUAAAUGUUACAGAAUAUGUAACUUUAAUGUGCCUUUAGGACUAAUUUCUCUUUGUUAUAAAUCUAAUAAUAUAAUUAUGUUAGAAGUGAUCUAUGAUAUUUAUAAAUUAUGAUAAAAUAUAUCUGUAACUCAUGUGA